CUGCGUCUUAGGUGGCAGGAUUACAUUCAGUGAAUUUGUUUGCAACCUCUCUUCCAGUUUUAUAUUUCCUUAUAACAAGGAUUUGAGGUCGUUUUUUAUUGUAUUUAGUGAGAUUUUGUCGGUGCUAUGGUGACACUAGUGAUGGGUAAUAGACGUGCCCCCCAGCCUAGGAAUAUAACCGCUACACCAGCCAAAAUAUUGACCAUUGCUAGCUUUACCAAAAAUAUUCAGACUUAAGCGUCAAGAUUUUUUUCAGGGAGCAGCUGGUAUGAAGAUAGUUGAUUACAUUAAAUAACACAGGUGGCUGUCUUCUGGUUUGCUGGCUAGCUAAUUUGGACUCAAGCGUGUAUGCUAACUUUUAAUUUCAGUAUAGUUAAAAAAAAACAAAACAAAACUUCAAGUUAGUGUAAAUUCGUUCAUAAAUGAGGUAUGAAUGUUACACUAGUAAUAUUUAAGUAACCAAACAACUUAAGAAGAUGGAGUGACUUUUAUUUAUCUCUUAAAUUACCUGAGCCAGUCACUGAAAUGGAAGAUACAACGGUUUGUGCCAACAGCCGUAAUACCACAAAGACUGACCUCAGGUUGCUGCUCGAGUGUCUGAAGUUUCAGAUGAAAUGUCCUGAGCUGCAGAAACAAGCCCUUCUAGCCAUUCACUCAGUCUGUGACAAAAGUGAGGAUCAUGUUGACCUGCUAAGAGAAAUGGGAGGUGUGGCCUUUGUGUAUAAUCUCUCCAAAUCCAGCAUUGUGCAUCCAGAUGUUAAGGAGACAGCACUCUUUACUCUUGGCACAGUGGCAGAGGCCAAUGUUUAUUGCAAAAAUUCGCUGUGCAGGAAGGAGACAUUCAUAGACCUUGUUGAGUGGUUGACAAAAGAAGACGUUCCACUGACAAAGAAGAGAGUUACUGUUUAUUUUCUGACAGUGUUGGUUGCCAACAACAAAUUAGGGCAGACACUUGCCCAAACCACUGGCUGCCUGGAUAUUCUCCUUGACCUUUUCAGAACCACUUUUCCCCUCUCUCCAGAGACUACGUUAAGGACACCUAAUGCUACUCAAACAUACAAACUCUGGUCAUCUGUGUCUAGUGCUUUGUGUGGAUGUGUCAACAAUCCUCAGAAUGAGGAAGGUCAGCGCAUCUGUGUAGCAGCCUUUCCCAUAAUAAAAAUCUGGCUUCAGCAGAUUGCUUUGCCCCAGACUGAGAUUUUUCAGUCCAUAUUCUUCUUCGUUGCAAUGGUUGUUGCCAACAACUCUUGUGUUCAAGAGAGCUUUUCUGCCUCAGGGGGAUUGGAAGUUCUCACUCUCACACUGGUUCGCUUUGCCUCAGAGGCAGAGACAAGCUUGUUGGCUUGCCAGCUCUCUGUCUCUAUAUCCAAAACCCUGUCAGCUUGCAUUACUGAUAACUCUGCUCUAGCUUCAGGCCUGGCUCAGUAUGGGGUAGUUUAUCACCUUUUGUCACUCCUGAUGAAUCCAAACUUAGACCCAGAGGACAAACUUUCUGCUUUACUCACCCUGGGGCACUGUACUGAGGCCUCUGAGGAGCACCAGAACCAGUUGGUGCAAUGUGGUGGCCUACCCCUCAUAAUAACCUUUCUCACAGAGGAUUCAAGUGAGGAAGUUAGGAAGUCGGCUACAUUUAUUUUACAGACCUGUAAACAGGCCACAAGAGCAUUGGGUCUGCCUGAUUUGGUAAUAAGACAGGGCAGUGUUGAAAAUACUGACCCUGUUACAAACAUGGAAGGCUUCAGGAGUUCAGCCAGAGAAUUACUGUACAGAAUUGACCUGCUAGAGACAAGUCAGCAGAAGAGCAGAAAAACCAUCUCCAAUUCUUACAAACAGAGCAACACUCUUAAUGUAGAAGCAGAGGAGAACAACAUGGAACCUCUGAUUGUCAGACGAGCAGCAAAGAAGCAGAACAAGAGUGAAAUGAAAAACAUAAGCUUUAGUUUAACUUGUCAGGAAGAUAAGACUAAAGGAAAUGAAGAUGAUGUGUGGUGUGUAAUGCACAACGGUACUGGAGCUGAAACAGUUUCCCAAACACAGAGACUAGAGGGAGACAAAGAGUCAUGUACAGCACAAAGUAAGCUGUUUAAGACAACAGCAGCAGUGAAACAGAAUGUACCAAUAGAGUUACACAACAGUGAAAGGAGUAAAGGUGGGAAGACAUCAGAGGAGGAGCAUACACUUUCUGACAUCAGGUGUGCAGGUUGUGUGUUGACUUUUGAGGAGGUGAACAGUCGCACUUUUGCACCUCUUCAACGUACUUGCAGCCAAAGCUGUGACAUCCAUAAACUUCUGCAAGAGGCCACAGACAGGUUCAGAACUCAUCACUGCAACCUCUUGAUCAAACGACAGAUCAAGGACAGCACUUUGGAGGUGGCAAACAAAACCUCUGAAAAAGUUCCAGCACAGUCAAAGAAAAACCUGAUAAACUGGAGGGACAUUAGAUUGACUCCUCUGCGCAGAGGGCCUCAAAAGGAGACACUCACCUCCGUAAGCAAAACUGGUCCAGGAUUAACCCCACUGAAAAGGCCUCAAGCUUCUGAAGACAGAAGACUAGAGAAUAGAAGUGAACAUCUUCCUCCAGAGGAUACGUUGAGGACUAGCAGACCUCCCUGCUCCACUAUGGAACUACAGCGGAAGAAGAGAAUUGACUUUUCUAUCAAGGAGGAGCAUUAUCUACAGUGUGGGGUGAAGAAAUAUGGGCGGUCCUGGAAUACCAUCUUAAGGGCAUACCCCUUUCAGCCUGGACACACCAAUGUUGACCUUGCGAAGAAAUACAAACGGCUGAUGAAAAAUAAAGCACUGGAUUCUGGUUUUGCCUAGUCCUGGUUCUGCUCCUUGGAUCCUGGACCAGCUUAAUAAUAAUAAUAAAUCGCCAUCCCGGAUCUGCCUUGAAGUUAUUCAGUUUGAGUUUUCCUUCUAACGCAAUUCAAAGUAACAUAUAUUCUUUAUACUAUAUUGUAGGAUUAUUUAUAUAUUUGCUUUUGACUUUGUAAAUUGUUUGCAACAUUCAUAAAAAUAAUUUCUGAUGUAGUUUUUGCUCUUAGCUAUUGUUAUUUUUGCUCUAUUGUUCUAUAUUAAACAAGGU
Molecule: messenger RNA, 3085 nt
Organism: Sphaeramia orbicularis (orbiculate cardinalfish)
Lineage: Eukaryota; Metazoa; Chordata; Actinopteri; Kurtiformes; Apogonidae
Gene: terb1
Product: telomere repeat binding bouquet formation protein 1
Exons: 21
Coding region: 526-2820 (764 amino acids)
Biological process (GO): meiotic attachment of telomere to nuclear envelope; homologous chromosome pairing at meiosis
Molecular function (GO): protein binding
Source: RefSeq, a predicted model, not a curated record